AUGCGACCAAAGAGACGCGUCAAAAAUUGGGCGAAAUUUAUCACGUGUUGGCUAUUAAGGUCAUCAGCGGCUGAUCGCUUUCCUGAAAGCAAAGAGCACCCUGGCCUCAAGGGUAACAAGCCCAUAACCGACCUUCAGCCAGAAACGCCGAGUCAAGUCAAAAAACUAGACAGACUGUUGCAGACACUUGCUAUAUCACCAAAAUCUACUACAGAGUUGCGCGUAAGAUUGGAAGAGCCUCAUAGUCAACUCCGUGGAAACUGUGCUGCUAUAGAAAUCUCCAAAGGCUCCAAACGAACCCGUGUUAAAGCGAGCUGUCUUAUAGGCUGGCUCGACAAGGUCAUCUUAGGGUAG
This is a messenger RNA of Lobosporangium transversale, 354 nucleotides long. RefSeq lists its product as hypothetical. The record is from RefSeq and is a predicted model, not a curated record. Bases 1 to 354 code for a protein of 117 amino acids. Lineage: Eukaryota; Fungi; Mortierellomycota; Mortierellomycetes; Mortierellales; Mortierellaceae. The transcript has 3 exons.